Molecule: messenger RNA, 656 nt
Organism: Ilex paraguariensis (yerba mate)
Lineage: Eukaryota; Viridiplantae; Streptophyta; Magnoliopsida; Aquifoliales; Aquifoliaceae
Source: the annotation of a GenBank genome assembly
UGAAUAGAAGUUGUGUGAGAUGGUUGAAGGAGAUGUUUUCUAAAGCUAUAUCCAGGAAUCAACAAGAUAUUUUCUUUAGAGAGUUCAGGAGGGAUGAAUAUUGUAUGUGGAUGGAAUUGGAAAAUAGCAGGUUUGGGGAGUUUGCUAGGAUUACACAAAUGAUGAAUAAUGGUAAAAGGAAGGGUUUGAUUAUUCCCCAAGGCUCCCAAGGCAUUGGAUGGAAAGGGUUUAGAGGAUUAAUGGAGGAUGCUCGUUCAAGUGGAAGGAAUACUAUGAUACAAGAAGAAGAAAAUCAAAGUCUGAUGGUGGUAUCAAAAUGUAGAGUCACAGAGCAAGGAAAUGGGGCAUGGGCUGAGAUGCAUAAGGAAAAUACUCCUGCAAAUGUUAACGGGGAUGAAAAUACGCUUAAAGAAAAGGUUAAAUGGAGGUGUGUUGUGGUAUGUGUUAAAGCAAGUUCGUUUGUGUACUCCCAGGCAUGCUUAGUACAGGCAUUAAAAAUAAAGAUUCAUCUACAGCCUUUCCAAGUAGACAAAGACAUUUUUUUUUCUACGAAUGUUGAAGAAAACAAGAAUGUUCAGUUGAAAGGAGAAAGGAUUUGUGAGAUCCUGGUAUCCCACAUCGGUUACGGAGGGGGGAGUUGCUGGGCUUGUAAGUAA